UAACUUAUUUAACAUAAUAAAGCCGUCUAGAAAUCAUUUGGAUGGUUAAACAACCUGUUCUGGUGAUAUUGGUGACUUUACCAGCUCCCCCCAGCGUUCCCAGGCGAAAAAACAACCUUGCAACAUGAGGACUACCGUCCCGGCAAAAUACGAGAACGAGAACGAGCGCGAAACACGAGCAGCUUUACGGCAAUUCAACACACACACGCCCACCUCAAUACUAGCUAGAAGUAACCUGAGUACAAGCGACGAUGGAUAAUGUUCCAGCGAAAAGACUGAAGAGACGGUUAUCGGCGGAGGAGGUGAAAGAGAGGAAAAAACUUUUUGACCGUGCUAGGGACCGUACAAGAGUCAACAUUGGUCGUGCAUUCACCGAGUGGCGAGAGCUAAAAGAAAAUGAAGAAUGCAGAACAGAUGCGGACCUUGCGUUUCUGCUAAUGCAAUUCUACAAGCGCUGGCAAGCGACAACGUCCACGCCACGCAAGGGCCAGUGCAGACCACCACAACCAGUGGUGUCGAGUAUCGGCACGGAGUCGGAUCAUGACCUAGAAAUGAAUCCCAAUGCAAUUGGUGUUGAAACGUUGGUUAGAGAGGGAGAAAUUGAGGUUUUAGAAUCCAGCAUGCAUUCCCUGGAUAUUAGCAAACAGGAUAACCAAGAUUCACCAGAUGAAGAGGAGGAGAAUGAUUUCAGGAAUACCUAUAUUGUCAUGGAUCCUUUUUGGGAUAACCCAAAAAAUGUGUGCUUUGAAGAUGGGUACAGCUCCGAUGAGGAUUUUGUCCCAUCUCUUCAUUUGCGCACUAUUGGUGCCAAAACAGACAAGCUUCCGGAAAUCAGUGUGGACGAAGCUGUGUUAGAUUUUUUUGUAUCUGAUUGUCCAGUUGAUGAAUCGGAAUCAGAUUCUGUUCCAGAACAACAUAGAAUAACUACAGAGGAAGACCUAGUUGGUAAAUGUGCAAACAUUACAUACAACGAUAAUCUCCUUCAACUCGCUCGGCACCUGAAACUACCAAUCAAGAACUGCAAACACAUGGACAGACUGUCUGGUUGUCCAUGUCCUGGUGUUCCACCGUUUCAGGUCACCCUGAAACCUCGUGGGACUGGAGCAGUUUUGGAAUGGUUCUGCCCCUUCGGACACAGCCAGUGGAAGUGGAACUCGCAGCCAACUUUAAAGUUUGGCAUGCAGGGUGGGGACUUCAUGCUCUCUGCAAAUAUACUACUGUCUGGCAACAACUACAGAAAAGUAGCUCUUCUUUUCAAAUUCAUGGCCAUGGGGAUGGUUACAGAAUCGACAUACUACCGUAUCCAAGAUGCAUACUGCAUAGAGCCUGUCCAAGACUUCUGGGACAACAUCAAUGCCAAAGUCAUGGAGCGUAUGCGUCAAAAGGACCAUAUUGUUGUUCUAGGAGACGGCCGAAUGGACUCUCCUGGACACUGUGCUCAGUAUUGCACAUAUACAACAAUAGAGCAGGAGUCUAGAGAUAUCAUCCACAUCGUUUCUGUUGACAAAAGGGAGACCAGCCGCAACUCCGUGAUCAUGGAGAAGGAGUGUUUCGUUCGCACCAUGGAUGCUCUGCUCCCAAAUGUCAAAAUAAAAGAAGUGGUUACUGAUGCCCACCCUCAGAUCAUGGCAUUACUGAAUCCUGAACGUGGACGAUACAAGGAAUGGGGAUUACAGCAUUCACUUGACAUUUGGCAUGCUGCUAAAAGUCUUAGCAAAAGGCUUCGAAAGGCUGGAGCAGUGAAAGGGCAAAAUCAUAUUCACAUCUGGACACGGGACAUUGUCAACCAUUUUUGGUACUGCAGCAAACAGGCCUCCACAGAGGAGGAAUUUAAGUUGAUGUGGGUUGGUGUAAUGCAUCAUGUGUGCAAUGAACAUUUAUGGGCAACCGGUUGCUGUCAACAUGAGCCGCUGGAGGAAGGCAGCCAAGACAAGCCUUGGAUGGAGCAAGGUUCAGCAGCUCACUGGGCCCUGGCUGCAAUUGUGUUCGAUAAGAGAUGGCUUAACCAGGCGAAGAAGUUCAUAAACUUCAGGACGACGUCGGAUUUGGAGAGUUUUCAAAAUCACAUUCUGCUCUACGCAUCUAAACGCAUGUCAUACACCCCAUUCAUCUACAAGACCCGGACACUGCUGGCUGCAAUAGAUUAUAAUCUGCACAAUCAACGCAUGCCAGCACGUAACAAGGAUGGACACAAAAUGUACAAAAGAGCGUACAAUAAAAAAUCAAAAAACUGGUCUGUGUAUACAGUCAAGGAGAAAAAGGAUUACAAGUACAUCCCUGACCUCCAGAAGGCCAUUCUUGGUAGGAGGCUAAAGAGUAGGACCGGCCUUCCACGCAAAACCACCAUAAGGGCAGAUGAUCCCAGGAGACUUGGUUUGCUUUCUUCUGCAGAGCCACCACCACCCACGUCAGAGCUUGUUCAAAAACAUGUGUCACGAGGGGACACUGCGCCCACAAAACCACAGGAGGAUUGACACUAUUCCCUCUUAGAAACUGUA
Pimephales promelas (fathead minnow) is the source of this 2498-nucleotide messenger RNA. RefSeq lists its product as uncharacterized. The record is from RefSeq and is a predicted model, not a curated record. NCBI's taxonomy places the organism in Eukaryota, Metazoa, Chordata, Actinopteri, Cypriniformes, Leuciscidae.